Messenger RNA from Exophiala dermatitidis NIH/UT8656, 2245 nucleotides. Its product is annotated as vesicle transporter SEC22. Gene Ontology annotation, molecular function: SNAP receptor activity. Lineage: Eukaryota; Fungi; Ascomycota; Eurotiomycetes; Chaetothyriales; Herpotrichiellaceae. Bases 99 to 746 code for a protein of 215 amino acids. Gene Ontology annotation, biological process: vesicle fusion with Golgi apparatus; retrograde vesicle-mediated transport, Golgi to endoplasmic reticulum; endoplasmic reticulum to Golgi vesicle-mediated transport. The record is from RefSeq and is a predicted model, not a curated record. The transcript has 5 exons. Gene Ontology annotation, cellular component: endoplasmic reticulum-Golgi intermediate compartment; endoplasmic reticulum membrane; Golgi membrane.
CGCAGAGACACCAAGUGCGACUUUCGCUGACAGGCGGAGGGACAUGAAGUGCGAUUUAACACCUCGGUGAGACACGCUCCCCCAUAGAAACGACAAAGAUGGUGAAAUCCACACAAAUCGCCAGGCUGGACGGCCUGAUGCUUGCGGCCUCAGUGGACGAUGAACAGGUUGAAACAGAGCUCGCCGAGGUCAAAUCCCAGGCGAAAAUGAUCUUCAGGCGGUUGAAUCGCAACUCGGAGCAGCAAGCGAGCAUUGAAUCCGGCCAAUACACCUUACACUACAUCAUCAAAGACUCGAUAUGCUUUCUCUGCAUAUGUGACCGGUCCUAUCCUCGGAAAUUGGCGUUUACCUACCUCUCGGACCUGGCUCAAGAGUUCACGACUGUGUAUCCCUCCCAGCAAUACCUGUCUGCUACGCUACGGCCUUACGCUUUUGUCGAGUUUGACACGUUUAUUCAACGGACAAAGAAGACCUAUCAGGACAGUCGGGCGAGUGCGAAUCUGGACAAGCUAAACGACGAGUUGAAAGAUGUCACGAAAGUCAUGACCAAGAAUAUUGAGGAUCUUCUGUACCGUGGAGACAGCCUGGAACGCAUGGGCGAGAUGAGUGGACGCCUAAGAGAGGACAGCAAGAAGUACAGGAAAGCAGCCGUACGGAUCAACUGGGAAUUGAUGCUGAAGCAGUACGGACCCUUUGCAGGGCUUGGGCUCAUUAUGAUCAUCUUUUUGUGGUGGCGCUUUUUCUGAAGGGUAGAUUACGGCAAGUUCAAAGAUGUGACAACAGUAUGAUUGCGGACGAGCGAGAAACCUGGAUUACUACGCUUGGGUUUGGCCAACAGACCGACUUUCAGAGGUCAAUGUAGUCUUGCAGAGCGAGACUCGGUUAUGGGAGAUUGGCAUGAAUUGAUUGAGAAGGAGUGCUCAGAUUUCAUCUUCCUCUUCAUCGAAGUCAUCCUCCGCGCCCAUAUCAUACAAGAUCCUGCCGCCUUCCCCGCCGCCGGCUUUCUGGGCAUCAAAAUACGGCAACACUACACCUUCCCGCUCUAGUCUUUGUCGAUCUGUCAGACCCAGUUCAAAAGUCAUCCCGGACAGGACUUGCUCAGGGGUCUCGUCCUCCUUUGGCUUGCGGAACAGGGGAUGGUCAUCCAGUAAAGUGACCGUUUCCCGGGCCGCUUGAGGACCACCCUGCUGCUUUGCCGUCGUGGCAGUGGGCAGGAAAAACCAUUCCAGAACACCUCUCCCACUUUUCCUCCGAUGCUCCAAUUCCAGAACUAUGCCACGCUCCUGGUCCCUCAAAUGCACACUUUUCGGCUUGAGUCCGAUGACCACCCCCUCGACCUCUUCGGCGAGACCAAACACAGGCGCCACAUGUGACUUUGCCUGUGCCAGCUUCUCUGCAUGCAGGAUGGACAGGGAGUGGACUGUGAUGAUGGUGGUUGCGAGGUAGGAAAGCAGCGAAAAGGGUGACGGAGAGUAUGAAUUUGUAGAGGCGGAGAUCGUUGAGGGAGCAGGUAGCGGGAUGUCCGCAUGAUAGACUGCAACCACCGAGAUCUGGGGUGGCUGCUGUCCUCGCUGCUCUGCAUUCUGUGGCGGCUGUAGGAGAGAUGAGAGAAAUGCCGUCAAAUUCAGUUUGGAAGACGAGGCCGUUGCCAUUGCGACCAGAGUCGCCAAAGAAUCUAUCAGAAUCAGACAUCCUGAGCUCGAGAAUUAGUAAAUUGACCGUUACUUUUUCGAUUACGACGUACGCUUGUUUCCGCUUUUCCCUACGGCAUCGGCUGCCUUCCUCGCUAUCCUUUCCGGCGACUGUGUCUCGCCAAAGCAUUCAAUGAAAAAGUCGACAUUCCGCGGCUUCGCAAACGUCUCGAAGGACAGAUAGAUGGUGGUAGAUCGCGAGAUCCGGGCGCGGCGCAGAUACUCUCGUGUCAGUGGGCUUGCCGGCUGCUCCAAUGUGUCCAGUACAAGAGUCAGCGGCGACGCAUGGUCCCUCUGAUUCAACAACUUCGAGAUCAGGAGGAGGUUGUGUGUGCGCCGAUGCGCCAGGUUGGCGUGUGCCAUCCCUGCCGGCGUGUCUCAAUGAUAUUGGGGGAAAAUGUACAGCACCCGAUAUGGCUGGUUGUUUCCCUCUGUUCAGCCUCGUUGGCUGUAAACCUAGCCUAACGAAGAGCGCAGCCUUUCGACCUGGAUUUUCCUGUGCCCACACGGCUCUUGAAAUCGCAGGCCUAUUUUUUCAUUAAUGCUUGUACCUG